Entelurus aequoreus (snake pipefish) is the source of this 1682-nucleotide messenger RNA. RefSeq names its product tumor necrosis factor b (TNF superfamily, member 2) (gene tnfb). Lineage: Eukaryota; Metazoa; Chordata; Actinopteri; Syngnathiformes; Syngnathidae. The transcript has 4 exons. Gene Ontology annotation, cellular component: membrane. Gene Ontology annotation, molecular function: tumor necrosis factor receptor binding. The coding region runs from base 92 to 853 and encodes 253 amino acids. The record is from RefSeq and is a predicted model, not a curated record. Gene Ontology annotation, biological process: immune response.
CUCUGCCAACAGCGACUUGAAGACAAGCUGCACUUCUAGCUCAGCAAAAAUAAAAGCUUCCCGCCGUGUGCAAGCAUUGCACCACAACAACAUGGUGAUGUACACGUCGGCACCGGCAGACCCGGAGGCGGGAUUCGAAGAGAAGACGGUGGUGGUGGUGGAGAAGAGGUCGUUUGCAGGAUGGAUCUGGAAACUCUCCGCGGGCCUCCUGGUGGCCACACUCUGCUUAGGCCUGGUCCUGUUGUUCGCCUGGUACUGGCACGGAAGACCCCGACACCACGGUCCGACUCAGGCACUCGUGGCGGAACCAGGGAAUGACGCAGAUCAUUCCGACACACUGCUAAGAAUCAGCAGCAAAGCUAAGGCGGCCAUUCAUUUAGAAGGGGUGCACACUGAAACUCCGAGUUUGACAGAGCAGCUGGAGUGGAGGAACGGUCAGGGUCAGGCCUUCGCUCAGGGCGGCCUGUGCCUGCUCAACAACCAGAUCGUCAUCCCGCACACGGGCCUCUACUUUGUCUACAGCCAGGCGUCCUUCCGCGUGUCCUGCGGCGCCGAGGAGGCAGGGGAGGAGCAAAAAGGGAGGAAGCGCCUCACGCCCCUCAGCCACAGGAUCUGGCGCUACUCCGACUCGGUGGGGCGCAAGGCGUCUCUGAUGAGCGCGGUGAGGUCGGCGUGCCAGCAAGGGGAGUCGGCGGAGGACGAUGCCCGCGCCGCGCAGGGCUGGUACAACGCCUUGUACCUGGGCGCCGUCUUCCAGCUCAACAAGGGCGACCGGCUGUGGACGGAAACCAAUCAGCUGUCGGAGCUGGAGACGGACGGAGGCAAGACCUUCUUUGGCGUGUUUGCACUUUGACCCACUUGUGUGUGGUCCUCCCUCAGAGAACUACUCCCCUAACAAGACUCUCAAUUAAGGAACUAAAUACCAGUUACUUUUGCUUUAAAAAAUCAUUUAUCGCUGCUUAUCCUAUUAAUGGUCACAGGUGAGCUGGAGUCUAUUUCAGCUGACUUGACGAGAGGCGUGGCCUAGCCUGGACUGGUCGCCAGUAUACACAUGUCACACGGAUCAGUAAGUGUGGCUGUGCGAUAGUAUGUUGUGUAAACCUCAUUUUUCGAUACCUUAAGAGCUGCUGAGUUGACAGCUUGCACUGGCUGACCCACCUCGCCGUAAAUGGGAAUUUGUGGUCGCUGGUUCGAGCCUGCAUUAACAUUGUUACAUACACUACCGUUCAAAAGUUUGGGGUCACAUUGAAAUGUCCUUAUUUUUGAAGGAAAAGCACUGUACUUUUCAAUGAAGAUAACUUUAAACUAGUCUUAACUUUAAAGAAAUACACUCUAUACAUUGCUAAUGUGGUAAAUGACUAUUCUAGCUUCAAAUGUCUGGUUUUUGGUGCAAUAUCUACAUAGGUGUAUAGAGGCCCAUUUCCAGCAACUAUCACUCCAGUGUUCUAAUGGUACAAUGUGUUUGCUCAUUGGCUCAGAAGGCUAAUUGAUGAUUAGAAAACCCCUGUGCAAUCAUGUUCACACAUCUGAAAACAGUUUAGCUCGUUACAGAAGCUACAAAACUGACCUUCCUUUGAGCAGAUUGAGUUUCUGGAGCAUCACAUUUGUGGGGUCAAUUAAACGCUCAAAAUGGCCAGAAAAAGAGAACUUUCAUCUGAAACUCGACAGUCUAUUCUUGUUCU